Phaedon cochleariae (mustard beetle) is the source of this 1594-nucleotide messenger RNA. Lineage: Eukaryota; Metazoa; Arthropoda; Insecta; Coleoptera; Chrysomelidae. The record is from the annotation of a GenBank genome assembly.
UGUGAGUAUUUUGAAUAAACCAAUUAAAUCAAAUGUUAUGACACUUUUAUAGAAUGAUUAGCACACGAUUAGCUUGACCUGUAUUUGGAUUAAAUAUUCAAGACCUCUUCAAUUCAAUGAUUUCUUGAUUUUUCUAUUUCCUGCUGAAAUUCUGGAUAUCAUUCAUCUGGAAUAUUACAAAGACUUGCAAAAAGAAUUAAAUUUUCCAUAAAUUUUAUUUACGACAUGACUCUGCGCAUGCUCAAUAAUUCGUUAUCAUGCGCAUUCGAAUUCGAGUGCGCAUUGUUUCAAAAACGGUUCUCGAGCUUUCCGCGCAUGCCCAAAAUAAUCCAUUAUAGAACGAAACGGACCGUUCUAAAAAUGUCACUUCUCGUAUUACAAAUCGCCAUUUUGCUCUUGUAGUUUCCAAUUUCAAAUCCGUUCACAUCCCAAGAUUGGCCAAACUUCCACUCGAAAAUUCCCAGUUUCGUUCCUAGUUCUUCACCAACCAGAAAAUUCGUGCAAUAUUUUUCUGUUAGCAACCGAGAACAAGUGAAGUGACAGUUUUGUUUUGAUCUGUUGGCGACCAAACUAAAAUGGCGUGUGCAACUUUGAAGAGAUCGUUAGACUGGGAGCCCGUUUUGGGAGGCCGUCCUGCCAAGAGAAGACGAUGUGUUCCGUUCUGCUCGAGCCCCACGCACGGAGGGCUAGGCUCCCCAGGGCCUUCGACUUCCAGCAGCCCUUCUGGGUCUACAUCACCCAAAAGUUCCGUAUUCCCAGACGUGUUGAACAAGAAGUUGACCCCAGAGAACUUGAUUGACAACUUGAAGGCUGAAAUCAAAAGACUGCAGAAACGUAAGCAGUUGCAGUAUAGCAAUAUGGAAAUGUCAGAUGGUGGGAGCUCAGGUGGAGAAUUUUGUGACUCUCCUUCACGUUCUGAUAAACCACUGUUUACCUUCAAACAGGUAAGUUUAAUUUGUGACAGAAUGCUGAGAGAGCGUGAGAUAGAGAUUAGAGAAGAAUAUGACAGUGUGCUGACAGCUAAACUUGCUGAACAAUAUGAUGCCUUUGUUAAAUUCACCUAUGAUCAAAUCCACAGAAAUUACAACAAUACUGCAACAACACCAAGUUAUUUAUCAUAAGUUGUGACCUACCUAAUCCAAGUACUUGUAGCUCGAUGCUAUAGCCACUUUUUACAGUUGUUUACUGUCGUUCAUAUACACAAAACAUACAAAUAUUGACAAGAAGUAAUGAGGAUAGUGUAUCUGCAGCAAGACGCCUUAGAUCAUAACCAUUCUUGCUAGCAUAAUAAUUGUAUAUAUAUUGAAUACUUGAAUAUACCACAUUCUUUUGUAAUAUCCUAGACAGUACAUAUUAAUAAUUAUUCCUGCUUGUCAUUUUUUCUUUCUGUACAUAUUAUUUCUGAGCAGAUAGAAGAAAUAUUUGCAUUAUGAUGGUUCUUCUUGAACAUUGUAUGAAUGAUGAUGGUUCAUAUAAACUUAGUGUGAUAGGCAAAUUUGCAGAAUGAUAACUUUAAAAUUGGAUGUCUAGAAGAUACCAGAACACCAAAACAAUUUAUAUAGAAAUGAGGUUACUUUGAAAUUUGUUUGCAGGG